GGCCGUGGUGAGGCGGUCCCAUUCAGGAAUCUUUUGGAGGGGGGGAAAAAAGAAAAGAAUUUGACUUUCAUUAAGUUUGAUUGUACUGUGUCUGGUACUUUUGGGGAAUUCUACUUUCCAUCGAAAAGACAUGGCUUCUUCCGAUGUUGCGCUGCAACCGGAUAAGGGACUCCGGCCUCUCUCCCUGGCAGGCCACGUUGGUUUUGACAGCCUCCCAGACCAGUUGGUCAACAAGUCCACCGAUCAGGGAUUCUGCUUCAACAUCCUCUGCAUCGGUGAAACUGGUAUCGGCAAGUCCACCCUGAUGGACACUCUGUUCAGCACCAACUUUGAAAACUUUGAGUCGUCUCACUUUGAGCCUGAGGUGCAGCUGCGGGCUCAAACCUACGACCUGCAGGAGAGUAACGUGCGACUGCGCCUCACCGUGGUUAACACGGUGGGAUUCGGAGACCAAAUGAACAAACAGGAGAGCUAUCAGCCGGUGGUGGACUAUAUCGACCGGCAGUUUGAGAGUUACCUGCAGGAGGAACUCAAAAUCAGGCGCUCCCUUUUCAACUACCACGACUCGCGGGUCCACGCCUGUCUGUAUUUCAUCUCCCCCUCGGGCCACUCCCUCAAGUCCCUGGACCUGGUUACCAUGAAGAAACUGGACAGCAAGGUAAACAUCAUCCCCGUCAUCGCCAAAGCAGACACGAUCAGUAAGAGCGAGCUGCACAAGUUCAAGAUCAAAAUCAUGAGCGAGUUGGUGAGCAACGGCGUCCAGAUCUACCAGUUCCCCCUGGACGACGAGGCCGUCGCCAAGGUCAACACGGCCAUGAACGGCCAUCUGCCUUUUGCCGUGGUGGGCAGCACGGAAGAAGUGGCCGUGGCCAACAAGAUGGUGAAGGCUCGUCAGUACCCCUGGGGGGUCGUCCAAGUGGAGAACGAGAGCCACUGCGACUUUGUGAAGCUUCGGGAGAUGCUGAUCUGCGUCAACAUGGAGGACCUGAGGGAGCAGACGCACACGCGCCACUACGAGCUGUACCGACGCUGCAAGCUGGAGGAGAUGGGCUUCAAGGACACCGACCCCGAGUGCAAGCCCGUCAGUCUGCAGCAGACCUACGAAGCCAAGCGUCAGGAGUUCCUGGUGGAGUUGCAGAGGAGAGAGGACGAGAUGAGGCAGAUGUUUGUGCAGAGGGUCAAGGAGAAGGAGGCGGAGCUUAAGGAUGCAGAGAGAGAGUUGCAAAGCCGCUUCGAGCAGCUGAAGCGCCUCCACGCCGAGGAGAAGUCGGCUCUGGAGGAGAAGCGGCGCCUCCUGGAGGAAGACCAGAGCUCCUUCGGCAAGAGGCGCGCCGCCGCUCAGCUGCUGCAGGCCCAAAGCCUCACCGCCAACGGCAAGAAGGACAAAGAUCGCAAAAAUUCUGGCUUCAUGUGAAGAAUUGAGGAAUUGAACUCCAGUCCGACCAGCUACACCAUUCCCAAAAGUCUUUGUGGCCAGUCUCAAACACUAACCCGAAGCCUCCCACCAUCAUUAUCAUCAUCAUCAUCACCAGCAGCAACACAUCCGUGUGUUUUCAGCGCCAAAGAUAAGACAGUACGUUCUAUGUGUACACUUUGUUUUUUUUUUUUUUUAAUCUAAUGUGUGGGGUUUGAUGUUUUCUUUUUUUCUAUGUAUUCUUUUAUAUCUCCAUGAUAUACCUCUUUUUGUUGCUUUUAAGCUCUCCGUGGUUUCAGAGGCUCCCGCUUGUUCACGUUUGGGGUUAAUAAUGGACCGAACCUCGAAUGGUUUUAAUGGUACAUUCAUGUCUUUGAUAUUGUAAAUGCGCUCACCAGCGGAGUGGCUGCAGAGAACAAAGCGGCGUUUGUACGACCUUUGUCAUUCAUCCUUAAAAACUCAGUCCUCAUCAUCCUUUGAUCUGAACUUUAUUAUAAACCUGUCAAUGGUGUUUCGGAAAGCAAAUUUGGCCUCCAUCAGUUUUAACUUUCAACUUCUGUGUUUACUCACUUUUUGGUGACCGCAUAUUUACAUACACAAGACUAGACAGAAUGCGUCGUUUCGCUUGCUCCGCUCGUUUCUGCUGACACGCACUUGUUUAAGUGUGCACAACAACGCUGAGUCAUGGGGGGCGGGAAAAAGUGGGGGGAAGAGCAGGACGAAGAGGCAACAGUACUGGACUUUGAUGAAUUCGUGUCUGGGGACAAAGCUCCGAGACGCGCACCUUGUAGCAUUUGAACAUAACUCGGCGGUGCUGCUUUCUUAUCGCGUGACACUUUACACUUACACUUGUGUUCCACGUGUGUUCCACGUGCCUUAUGUGUGUCCAGCUUACUGUAGGUAAAAAAAAAAGAAAUCACUCUGUUCUUGUACACGCAGUGAAACACACUAAUGCCUGAUGGAGGGAACCUUUUUGUGUUUGAACUACACUCGUAUUUAUGAAAUAAACAGUGUUACUCAGGA
Hippocampus comes (tiger tail seahorse) is the source of this 2437-nucleotide messenger RNA. RefSeq names its product septin 10 (gene septin10). Bases 131 to 1414 code for a protein of 427 amino acids. NCBI's taxonomy places the organism in Eukaryota, Metazoa, Chordata, Actinopteri, Syngnathiformes, Syngnathidae. Gene Ontology annotation, molecular function: GTP binding. The transcript is spliced from 10 exons. The record is from RefSeq and is a predicted model, not a curated record.